AUGCAAGGAAUCACUAUGGACAUAAUCACAGCCACUUCAAUUGUUAAAGGUUGUUUAAAUUAUAUUAUUUCUUAUCGAAAUACAGGAUAUAUUUGCGCUGUUUCAUCUGCUAAAAAAAUUGCUGAAACUUUAAAUGUGGAAACAAGUUUCAAACCCAAAAGACAUAGACUAACUAAAAGACAAUUUCAAUAUGAAAGCUUAGACAAUUAUGAACCUACUCCAGAAGAGGAAUUUAAAAGAGAUUUUUUCUUCUGUCUUAUAGAUACAAGUAUAACAUCAAUACAGUCACGUUUUGAACAGUUGGAAUCUCAUAAAAAUACAUGGGGAUUCUUAUAUAAUAUUUCUGAUUUGCCUGAACAUGAUACUUUGGUAAAACAUUGUAUGGAUUUACAUAAUACACUUAAAAAUGAAGACCAAAAUGAUAUCAAUGGACUAGAUUUAUGUGUUGAAUUGGAACAUAUUAAAACUCUAUUACCAAAAGAUGUAUCUUCUCCAAAAGCAGUAUUGGAAUAUAUGUUACAAUCUAAUACAUCUGAUCUAUUCCCAAACACCUGGAUAUCCUUAAGAAUUUUAUUAACAAUUCCUGUUACUGUUGCUAGUGGUGAGAGAAGUUUUUCGAAAUUAAAACUUAUUAAAACGUAUCUGCGUUCGACAUUGGGAGACGAAAAAUUGACAUCUCAACAAUCCUUUCUAUUGAAAAUGAAAUAG
This is a messenger RNA of Macrosiphum euphorbiae (potato aphid), 708 nucleotides long. Lineage: Eukaryota; Metazoa; Arthropoda; Insecta; Hemiptera; Aphididae. The record is from the annotation of a GenBank genome assembly.